Aphidius gifuensis is the source of this 2124-nucleotide messenger RNA. RefSeq names its product long-chain-fatty-acid--CoA ligase ACSBG2-like. NCBI's taxonomy places the organism in Eukaryota, Metazoa, Arthropoda, Insecta, Hymenoptera, Braconidae. Gene Ontology annotation, molecular function: long-chain fatty acid-CoA ligase activity. The transcript has 11 exons. Gene Ontology annotation, cellular component: membrane; endoplasmic reticulum. The record is from RefSeq and is a predicted model, not a curated record. Bases 49 to 2124 code for a protein of 691 amino acids.
AAAAAUAGUCCCCGACUUAUUGAAAGUUUAAGAUAUCAACCAGCUAAAAUGUCUGAGCUAGAAUCUCAGCUGUCGAAAAUUGAUUUAAAUGAAUCAAUUAUUGGUGAACAAGUGACACCAGUGCCUGCUGAGUCCCAUGUUGAAUUACCUGACGACCCAGCUAUUUUUGAUGGUCCAGAUCAGAUUCUGGUAUCUGAUGCAAUUGUAACAACACAUGCUGAUGGACCAGUUAAAUUGAUUCAUGAGCCAUAUGAGGCUCUUUCUAUACCUGGUUUGUUGUCAAAAAUGGCAACCAAAUAUCCUCAUCAUCCAGCCUUGGUAUCAAGACCUGAUCAAAAUGGUCAUCGAAAGAUAUACAACUAUCAAGAUUACGAGACUGAUGUUAGAAGUGUGGCCAAAGCUUUCCUAUAUUUAGGAUUAGAACGUCACCAGAGUGUUGCCAUUUUGGGUUUUAAUUCACCUGAAUGGUUUAUCUGUGACUUGGCUGCAAUAUAUGCUGGGGGAAUUGCUACUGGUAUAUACACGACAAAUUCAGUUGAUGCUUGUCAAUAUUGUGCUGAGUACAGCAAGGCCAAUAUUAUUGUUGUCGAUGAUGAUAAACAACUUGAGAAAAUUCUCAAAAUCAAAGGCAAUUUGCCAAAUUUGAAGGCAAUUAUCCAGUAUGAAGGAACACCAGAUAAAGAGGGUGUACUCAGUUGGGCAGAGGUCCUAGAGAUAGGCCGAACUAAGUUAGACACAAAACUUGAUGCUGUGUUGAAAACAAUUGCUGUUAAUGAGUGUUGCACCAUUGUCUUUACAUCUGGAACUGUCGGAAAUCCUAAAGCUGUGAUGUUGAGCCAUGAUAAUUUUAUUUCAACAGCUCAUAUCAGUAAAGAGACACAUCAAUUUAAAGAGGGAUAUGAAGUACUUGUAUCUUAUUUACCAUUGUCUCACGUUGCUGCUCAGAUGGCUGACUUAAUAAUGAGUCUAACAGUCGCAGCCACUGUGCAUUUCGCUGAUAAAAAUGCAUUGAAAGGAAGCUUAAUUGACACAUUAGUCUUUGUCAAACCAACAACAUUUUUGGGUGUUCCAAGAGUCUGGGAAAAAUUUUAUGAAAAUUUCAUAAUACUCUCUGAAAAAAAUAAUAUGUUUAAAACGUAUAUGCUUCAAUGGGCUAAAGUAAAAGGACUAACUUACAGUGUCAACAAAAUGAAUGGAGUUGAUUCAAAACCAUGGGGUUAUUCUGUUGCAAAGUAUUUGUUAUUUGAUAAAAUUAAAGAAAAACUUGGUCUUGAUAAAUGCAAGUUAUUUUUAACUGGUGCUGCACCAUUGAGAGAUGAGAUUAAAAAAUAUUUUAUGAGCAUUGAUAUUGUACUUGUUGACUUGUAUGGAAUGUCAGAGUGCACUGGUGCUCAUGUAUUCUCAACCAAUGAGCAAUUUAAAUUGGGAAGUAUUGGAAAAGUACCAAAUGAAUUUGAGAUUAAACUUGACAGCCCUGAUGCUCUUGGUGAGGGGGAAAUUUUAAUUAGAGGACCCCAUGUAUUUAUGGGGUACUUGAAUGAUCCUGAAAAAACUAAAGAAGCAAUUGAUGAUGAACGCUGGUUGCACACCGGUGAUCUUGGCAAAAUUGAUGACGAUGGAUUUGUUUAUAUAACAGGUAGAAUAAAAGAGCUCAUUAUCACAAGUGGUGGAGAGAAUAUUCCUCCUCUUAAAAUUGAGCAACAGUUGCUCAAAGAAUUGCCAGCACUCAGCAAUGCCAUGUUGAUUGGUGAUGAUAAAAAAUUCUUGACUGUUUUUCUUACGUUCAAGACAGAGGCAAAUAGUCGUGGGGAACCACUUGAUGAUUUAACUUAUUCAACAAAGUUAUGGACCAAGUCCAUUGGAAGUAAAGCUGCAUCAGUCUCUGAAAUCAUUACUACAAAGGAUCCAGCUGUUUACGUGGAAAUUGAGAAGGCUAUUGAAAGAGUUAAUGCUUGUGCAAUCAGUAAUGCACAAAAAAUUCAAAAAUUCAAAGUAUUACCAUUUGAUUUUUCCAUUGCAACUGGAGAAUUGGGGCCUACUUUGAAAUUGAAAAGAAGAAUUGUUGUUGAUAAGUACAAGUAUCUUAUUGAUGAAAUGUACCGGGCUACCAGUGAAGAAGUUUAG